AUGACUGGGAAGAACAGGGGAUCUUUGUGCAUGGAGCAACUCUCUUUCUGUCUGCUGCUGAGUAUCUGCUGUGGCUGGUGGUAUCAGCCAGCCUGCUCAGCCAAACCCAAAGGUCAAGGACACCCUCACAUGAACUCAAUCCGCCUUGAUGGGGAUAUCACCCUAGGAGGCCUCUUCCCUGUCCAUGGGAGAGGAUCUGAGGGCAAGGCCUGUGGAGAGCUGAAGAAAGAGAAGGGGAUUCAUCGACUAGAGGCCAUGCUUUUUGCUCUGGACAGAAUCAAUAAUGAUCCAGACUUGCUCCCAAAUAUCACUUUGGGGGCCCGCAUCCUGGACACCUGCUCUCGAGAUACUCAUGCCUUGGAGCAGUCACUCACCUUUGUCCAGGCCCUUAUUGAGAAGGACAGUACUGAGGUGCGCUGCAUCAAUGGUGGGCCACCUAUCAUCACCAAGCCAGAACGUGUGGUUGGCGUGAUUGGAGCCUCUGGCAGCUCAGUCUCCAUUAUGGUGGCCAAUAUCUUGCGCCUCUUCAAGAUUCCCCAGAUAAGCUAUGCCUCCACUGCCCCUGACCUGAGUGAUAAUAGCAGAUAUGACUUCUUUUCCCGUGUCGUCCCCUCAGACACCUACCAGGCCCAAGCUAUGGUGGAUAUUGUCAAAGCAUUCAAAUGGAAUUAUGUUUCAACCUUAGCCUCUGAAGGCAGUUAUGGUGAGAGUGGAGUGGAGGCUUUCAUUCAGAAAUCCAGAGAGGAUGGGAGCAUGUGUGUGGCACAAUCUGUCAAGAUCCCACGGGAGCCCAAAGCAGGAGAGUUUGAUAAGAUCAUUCGGCGCCUCCUGGAGACAUCCCAUGCUCGAGCUGUCAUCAUCUUCGCCAAUGAAGAUGAUAUCAAGAACGUGCUGAUGGCUGCCAAGAGGGCCAAUCAGACUGGGCACUUCAUCUGGAUGGGUUCAGACAGCUGGGGAUCCAAAAUUGCCCCAGUGAGAGAUCUGGAAGAGGUGGCUGAGGGAUCUGUUACCAUCUUGCCCAAGAGGGCAUCCGUUAAAGGUUUUGAUCGCUAUUUCUCCAGUAGGACACUGGAUAAUAAUCGUCGGAAUAUUUGGUUUGCUGAAUUCUGGGAGGAUAACUUCCACUGCAAGCUGAGCCGCCAUGCUUUGAAGAAAGGAAGCUCUAUCAAGAAGUGUACAAAUCGUGAACGGAUUGGCCAGGACUCUGCCUAUGAGCAGGAGGGGAAGGUGCAGUUUGUCAUCGAUGCUGUCUAUGCAAUGGGCCACGCACUACACAACAUGCACAAGAACUUGUGCCCUGGGAAGAUUGGCCUCUGCCCCAAGAUGGAUCCAGUAGAUGGUGCAGAGCUGCUCAAGUACAUCCGUAGUGUCAAUUUCUCAGGAAUUGCUGGGACCCCUGUGACGUUCAAUGAGAAUGGAGACGCUCCAGGCCGCUAUGACAUCUAUCAGUACCAGAUCAAGAAUGCCACUCCUGAGUACAAAGUUAUUGGGCAUUGGGCUGAUCACUUGAAUUUAAAAAUGGAGCGCCUGCAUUGGCCUGGAGGAGGCAACCAGGUGCCCACCUCAAUCUGCAGCCAGCCAUGCAAGCCAGGUGAAAGGAAGAAGUUGGUGAAAGGUAUCCCAUGCUGUUGGCAUUGUGAGCGCUGUGAUGGAUACCAGUAUCAGCACGAUGAGUUUCACUGCAAGGUGUGCCGCUUCAACGAGCGCCCCAACGAGAACCACACUGGCUGCAUCCCCAUCCCCAUCGUCAAGCUGGAGUGGAGCUCCCCUUGGGCUGUGGUGCCAGUUUUCAUUGCCAUUGUGGGCAUCAUUGCCACUCUCUUUGUGGUGGUGACAUUUGUGCGCUACAAUGACACGCCCAUUGUCAAGGCCUCAGGGCGAGAGCUCAGCUACGUGCUGCUGACGGGCAUCUUCCUCUGCUAUGCCACCACCUUCCUCAUGAUUGCAGGCCCUGACUUGGGCACCUGCUCCCUGCGGCGUGUCUUCUUGGGGCUGGGCAUGAGCAUCAGCUAUGCUGCCUUGCUGACUAAAACCAACCGCAUCUACCGCAUCUUUGAGCAGGGCAAGAAGUCAGUCAGUGCCCCACGCUUUAUCAGUCCUGCUUCCCAGCUGGUCAUCACCUUCAGUCUCAUCUCUCUGCAGCUCAUGGGGGUCUGCAUCUGGUUCAUUGUGGAUCCCUCACACUCUGUCAUCGACUAUGAGGACCAGCGGACUACAGACCCCCGUUUUGCCCGGGGAGUCCUCAAGUGUGACAUUUCUGACCUCUCCCUCAUCUGUUUGCUUGGGUACAGCAUGCUGCUCAUGGUGACCUGCACUGUGUAUGCUAUAAAGACCCGAGGGGUUCCUGAGACCUUUAAUGAAGCCAAGCCCAUUGGGUUCACCAUGUACACUACCUGCAUCGUCUGGUUAGCCUUCAUUCCCAUCUUCUUUGGGACAUCACAGUCAGCAGAGAAGAUGUACAUUCAGACCACGACGUUGACUAUCUCGGUGAGCCUAAGCGCCUCUGUCUCCUUGGGCAUGCUCUACAUGCCUAAAGUCUACAUCAUCCUCUUCCAUCCAGAGCAAAAUGUGCCCAAAAGAAAGCGUAGCCUCAAGGCAGUUGUGACAGCAGCCACCAUGUCCAACAAAUUCACUCAGAAAGGAGGCUUCCGCCCCAAUGGAGAGGCCAAAUCGGAACUGUGUGAAAGUCUCGAAACGCAAGCUCAAGGGGAAGGUGGGGGUGGGGGCGGCUUGAUUCCUCUCAAGGAAACAGCAUGA
Eublepharis macularius is the source of this 2757-nucleotide messenger RNA. RefSeq names its product glutamate metabotropic receptor 4 (gene GRM4). Gene Ontology annotation, biological process: regulation of synaptic transmission, glutamatergic; G protein-coupled glutamate receptor signaling pathway. The transcript has 10 exons. Gene Ontology annotation, molecular function: adenylate cyclase inhibiting G protein-coupled glutamate receptor activity. The record is from RefSeq and is a predicted model, not a curated record. Gene Ontology annotation, cellular component: membrane. The coding region runs from base 1 to 2757 and encodes 918 amino acids. NCBI's taxonomy places the organism in Eukaryota, Metazoa, Chordata, Lepidosauria, Squamata, Eublepharidae.